AAGAAUAAGGAGUUAGAAAUUAUCAUAUUACCUGUUUCCUUCAGCGUUUAUAACCGGGUUUCAGUAAAAAGCUACACGCACAGUUUACCUGGACAGUGGGACGGUGAAAGCAUGAGGGUCGCAGUAGCAAUAUUAGCAGUUUUUGCAUCGGUAGCUGUCACCAUUGACGCUACUGUAUACUUCAAGGAACAAUUUCAGGAUGGAGGUAAAUGUGCCUUUUGUUUUUCUGAUCAUUCCUAAAACGUUUUUAUGUGAUAGAUUAUGGUUUGGGAAUCAAGGGCCCAUACCGUACCUCGAUUCUUGGACCAUUUGGUAUUUUAAUCAACCAUUUAUGUUCUUUAUGUGUGGAAUAGUCACUAUCUAGACCAGGGCUGCCCAACCCUCUUCCUGGAGAUCUACCGUCCUGUGGGUUUUCAGUCGAACCCUAAUUUAACACACCUGAUUCUAUGUAUUAACUGCUCAACAAGACCUUAACUAGCUGAAUCAGCUAUGCUAAAUUAGGGUUGGACUGAAAACCUACAGGACAGUAGAUCUCCGGGAAGGUGGUUGGGCAGCCCUGAUCUAGACUAUAGACUCCAUUAUGUAAUUUCUAUUGUUAAAACAAAACUUUUCUGUUCCACCCUGUUCGACAGGUACAUUUUAAAGAUGUGCAUCAUUAAAGUGAAUGGAUAUCAUAAAAUAUCAAUAUGGUCAGCCUUUUUACACUGAUCACAAUUUUUUUUUUUGUAGAAGACACACACUUUUUCAUUUAGAAAAAUACAUUUUGUAAUGGUAUCAAAGGGAAAGGGAAAUCAAUUAUUGUAAUUUUUUCGCAAAGUAUUAUAUGAUUCAGCAGUGCGCUAUCUGAUCAUAAGAAGUUCUUUCACUUUUGGUUUGUUUGACAGCCUGCAGUAUUUAUUCAAUCAUGUGAUCUCUCCUAGAUCCUGACUAAUCAGAUGAUAAAUGUUGUUUUCAGAUGCAUGGAAGAGCCGGUGGCUUGUAUCAAAGCACAAGUCAGACUAUGGCGAGUGGAAACUGACUGCUGGGAAGUUUUAUGGCGACGCUGAGGCCGAUAAAGGUGAGCUGAAUGGGAAUAUAUUGUAGUUUGAUCACGGCAAGAUGUUUCAAUAUGGAGGUUUUGCCAGAUCCUUCACUAAGUCUGAGUUUGCAUAUGCCAAAUGGUUGCAAAUGGCCCCUUAGAUUGUGGAUUGUUCUAAAUGCAAAUGUAAAGUAUUCUCUAGUCUCCAACCCUAAUCAAAAUGUAAUCCACAUGACAUGCAGUACAGUAUCACUAUGCAUCUCUCACCUCCUAUACCUGGGUUCAAUUAAACCUACUGAUGCUAAUGUAUCUUCUUACCGGUCUCACAGGUCUCCAGACCAGCCAGGAUGCUCAUUUCUAUGCUCUCUCCAGCCGCUUUGAACCCUUCAGCAACAAGGGCAAUUCCCUGGUGGUCCAGUUCACUGUCAAACACGAGCAGAAGAUUGACUGUGGGGGCGGAUAUGUCAAAAUCUUCCCAGCAGACCUAGACCAGGCAGCUAUGCACGGGGACUCACAGUAUUACAUCAUGUUUGGUGAGUGGGUGCAGAGCACCACUAGUUUUUCUGACUGAGGAGUGACUUUUAGUCAGAGAUGAAUCCUUCUCUGUUAUUUUAGUGACCCUCUGUCAUUUACAUUUAAGUCAUUUAGCAGAGACAUUCAUUCAGUAAGACAUUUUUAGAAAUGCCUGGAUUUUACAGGUAGAUUCUGUAUUUUAUUGACCUGGCAAUCAAUAGAUUAAGUUCUCUACCCAUCCAUCCCACAGGGCCUGACAUCUGUGGCUACAGCACCAAGAAGGUUCAUGUCAUCUUCAACUACAAAGGCAAGAACCACCUCAUCAAGAAAGAAAUCAAAUGCAAGGUACACCAUUUUUAAAUCCCUCAGCAUUGCAUUCCUUUACUGCAUAUUACCUGUCAGGCCUUGUCCUUACCUCUAACCUCUGCUGUUCUCCCCUUUGUCUUUUCAGGAUGAUGAGCUGACACACCUGUACACUCUGAUCCUGAACCCGGACCAGACAUACGAGGUGAAGAUCAACAAUGAGAAGGUGGAGUCAGGCACUCUGGAGGAGGACUGGGACAUUUUACCCCCAAAGACCAUCAAGGACCCCGAGGCCAAGAAGCCAGAGGACUGGGACGACAGGCCCAAAAUCGACGAUCCUACCGACACCAAGCCAGAGGUGAGCCUCUUUGAAUUAAGAGAUUUGAUCGAACGUAAACCAGCAUGGAUAUUGGCCAAAUCAGAAUCAGGUUUGAGAAAUGUUAUGCAAGGUCCACAGUAACAUAUACAGUGAGGGGAAAAAGUAUUUGAUCCCCUGCUGAUUUUGUACGUUUGCCCACUGACGACAGACAUGAUCAGUCUAUAAUUUUAAUGGUAGGUUUAUUUAAACAGUGAGAGACAGAAUAACAACAAAAAAAAACAUGUCAAAAAUGUUAUAAAUUGAUUUGCAUUUUAAUGAGGGAAAUAAGUAUUUGACCCCUCUGCAAAACAUGACUUAGUACUUGGUGGCAAAACCCUUGUUGGCAAUCAGAGGUCAGACGUUUCUUGUAGUUGGCCACCAGGUUUGCACACAUCUCAGGAGGGAUUUUGUCCCACUCCUCUUUGCAGAUCUUCUCCAAGUCAUUAAGGUUUCGAGGCUGACGUUUGGCAACUCGAACCUUCAGCUCCCUCCACAGAUUUUCUAUGAGAUUAAGGUCUGGAGACUGGCUAGGCCACUCCAGGACCUUAAUGUGCUUCUUCUUGAGCCACUCCUUUGUUGUAUUGGCCGUGUGUUUUGGGUCAUUGUCAUGCUGGAAUACCCAUCCACGACCCAUUUCAAUGCCCUGGCUGAGGGAAGGAGGUUCUCACCCAACAUUUGACGGUACAUGGCCCCGUCCAUCGUUCCUUUGAUGCAGUGAAGUUGUCCUGUCCCCUUAGCAGAAAAACACCCCCAAAGCAUGUUUCCACCUCCAUGUUUGACGGUGGGGAUGGUGUUCUUGGGGUCAUAGGCAGCAUUCCUCCUCCUCCAAACACGGCGAGUUGAGUUGAUGCCAAAGAGCUCGAUUUUGGUCUCAUCUGACCACAACACUUCUCCCAGUUCUCCUUUGAAUCAUUCAGAUGUUCAUUGGCAAACUUCAGAUGGGCCUGUAUAUGUGCUUUCUUGAGCAGGGGGACCUUGCGGGCACUGCAGGAUUUCAGUCCUUCACGGCGUAGUGUGUUACCAAUUGUUUUCUUGGUGACUAUGGUCCCAGCUGCCUUGAGAUCAUUGACAAGAUCCUCCCGUGUAGUGCUGGGCUGAUUCCUCACCGUUCUCAUGAUCAUUGCAACUCCACGAGGUGAGAUCUUGCUUGCAUGGAGCCCCAGGCCAAGGGAGAUUGACAGGUGUUUUGUGUUUCUUUGAUUUGCGAAUAAUCGCACCAACUGUUGUCACCUUCUCACCAAGCUGCUUGGCGAUGGUCUUGUAGCACAUUCCAGCCUUGUGUAGGUCUACAAUCUUGUCCCUGACAUCCUUGGAGAGCUCUUUGGUCUUGGCCAUGGUGGAGAGUAUGGAAUCUGAUUGAUUGCUUCUGUGGACAGGUGUCUUUUAUACAGGUAACAAACUGAGAUUAGGAGCACUCCCUUUAAGAGUGUGCUCCUAAUCUCAGCUCGUUACCUGUAUAAAAGACACCUGGGAGCCAGAAAUCUUUCUGAUUUGAGAGGGGGUCAAAUAUUUAUUUCCCUCAUUAAAAUGCAAAUCAAUGUAUAACAUUUUUGACAUGUGUUUUUCUGGAUUUAUUUGUUGUUAUUCUGUCUCUCACUGUUCAAAUAAACCUACCAUUAAAAUUAUAGACUGAUCAUUUCUUUGUCAGUGGGCAAACGUACAAAAUCAGCAGGGGAUCAAAUACCUUUUUCCCUCACUGUAAGAAGAGGUACUGUUACUGGGAAUGACAGUGAUGAAGAGGCGGAUACUUGUUUUUCAUUGGUGUCCAUGCAGUACUGUUUCCCUAUUCGGCCCAGUGCAUCUAGUCAGAAAACACAGUUCCAUCAAUCCACUUUGUAAAAUGGACAGAUGAUCCCAAAGUUGCCCCAAGGCUAGUUACUCUUACAUAAUGGCCACAAAAUGGAAUCGGCACAGUCGAUAGGUAUCAAAUUUCAUUCUGCAUUUAACAGUAAAUGGACUAUUAAGGCCAAUGAGCAUUCGCUUUAUUUGGUCCUGGUUUAGUUUCAGGAUCGAUCUCUUUCUCUCUUUUGUCCAAAGCACUUUGUUUAGUUCUGUCGCUGACCAAGUUGUAACUAAUCUUGAACUUUCUCACUAGGACUGGGAGAAGCCUGAGAACAUCCCUGACCCUGAUGCUAAGAUCCCUGAUGACUGGGAUGUGGACAUGGAUGGCGAGUGGGAGCCUCCUAUGAUCCCCAACCCAGAGUAUCAGGUACAGACUGAGUUUGAACCAGUUGCUGAUAACACUUUGAAACUUUAAUGAAUAAGUUAUAAAUGCUUAUAAAUUAUAUAAAUUCUUAUAAAGCUUUUUAUGUUAAUACCUUUUAGAAUACUCAUGUAUGCAUAGCAUAUACAAUACUUAUAAAUAGUUAAUUAAUGAUUUUUAAUAAAAGUUAUCAUAGUGUUAUCCUUCCAUUAUUUAGAUCUGCAUUAUACAGCUAGUGCACCACAGGUCGUCUUAUAUCUGGCCUUGUCUUUCCAGGGAGAGUGGAAGGCAAAGCAGAUUGACAACCCUGACUACAAAGGUGCCUGGGUGCACCCUGAGAUCGAUAACCCUGAGUACACAGCCGAUGCCUCCAUCUACAAGUUUGACAACAUUGGAGUGCUGGGUCUGGACCUGUGGCAGGUAUGUUAGACCCCAGACAAUUAAUGUGAAUUUUGUUGGUGAAGGGUAAUUAUGGGCUUGAUGAUUGUUGUUUCUGUCUCUUUUAUAGGUGAAGUCUGGCACCAUCUUUGACAACUUCCUGAUCGGUGAUGAUAUAAAAGAGGCUGAGGAGUUUGGAAACGAGACAUGGGGAGCUACAAAGGUAGGAUUUUGUUAUUUUCAUAAGUUUAUAUUUUGCAUAAGUUAGUAUGAGUUCAGUUUGAUAUUCAUUUUCAAAAAUACUCCAGUCCCACAGCACUCUCUCUCAAUGACCCAUUUUCCUUCUUUGCAAAACAGGAACCAGAAAAGAAAAUGAAGGAUGCACAGGAGGAGGAUGAGAGGAAAGCGAGAGAAGAGGAGGAGAAGAGCAAGAAGGACACUGCUGAUGAUGAGGGGGAUGAAGAUGAAGAGGAGGAUGAGCCAGAGGAGGAGGAGGAGGAGGAAGAAGACAGCCCAACGGAAGAGGAGGAAGUGAAAGAUCCCAAGGACAAGGAUGAGUUGUAAAUGAAACCCGGAUAGGGCAGGACAGACACGUCCUCUAUCUCCUCGCCAAUGGAGUGACUG
Coregonus sp. 'balchen' is the source of this 5397-nucleotide messenger RNA. The record is from the annotation of a GenBank genome assembly. Lineage: Eukaryota; Metazoa; Chordata; Actinopteri; Salmoniformes; Salmonidae.